CCUCCUCCCUGGACGCGCUCCCUCCCGGCACCCGGCUUCUCCCAGCCAGCAACCUGCGGCAGCGGCGGCCGCCCGCCCCUCCCGGCAGCACCAUGACAGAUCAGGCCUUUGUGACACUGACCACAAACGAUGCCUACGCCAAAGGAGCUCUGGUCCUGGGCUCGUCUCUGAAACAGCACAGGACCACCAGGAAGCUGGCCGUGCUUGCCACUCCGCAGGUCUCAGACUCCAUGAGAAAAGUUUUAGAGACAGUUUUUGAUGAAGUCAUCACAGUAGACGUCUUGGACAGUGGUGAUUCUGCGCAUCUAACCUUAAUGAAAAGGCCUGAGUUGGGUGUCACACUAACUAAACUCCAUUGCUGGUCACUUACACAGUAUUCAAAAUGUGUGUUCAUGGAUGCAGAUACUCUGGUCCUAGCAAAUAUUGAUGAUCUUUUUGAGAGAGAAGAAUUGUCGGCGGCACCAGACCCAGGGUGGCCUGACUGCUUCAAUUCUGGAGUCUUUGUUUAUCAGCCUUCAGUUGAAACAUACAAUCAGCUGUUGCACCUUGCUUCUGAGCAAGGCAGUUUUGAUGGUGGGGACCAGGGUUUACUGAACACAUUUUUUAACAGCUGGGCAACAACAGAUAUCAGAAAACACCUGCCAUUUAUUUAUAACCUAAGCAGCGUUUCUAUAUACUCCUACCUCCCAGCAUUUAAAGCAUUUGGGGCAAAUGCCAAAGUUGUGCAUUUCCUGGGACGAAUCAAACCAUGGAAUUAUACUUAUGAUCCUAACACAAAAAGUGUCAAAAGUGAGUCCCAUGAUCCCACCAUGACUCAUCCAGAGUUUCUCAACCUGUGGUGGGACAUCUUCACCACCAACGUGUUACCUCUGCUUCAACAAUUUGGCCUUGUCAAAGACACCCACUCAUGCCUGAAUGUGCUUUCAGACUUGGUCUAUACACUGGCUUUCUCUUGUGGCUUCUGUAGAAAGGAAGGAGUCUCAGGAGCCGUAUCACACCUGUCCCUCGGGGAGACCCCGGCUGCAGCACAGCCUUUUGUGUCCUCAGAAGAACGGAAGGAGCGGUGGGAACAGGGCCAGGCUGAUUACAUGGGCGCAGAUUCCUUUGACAACAUCAAGAGGAAACUUGACACUUACCUCCAGUAGAAACACUGCCAUUUUCCCACGAACACAUCAACUUCACAGGCCCUUGUUUCAGAUACUUAGUGUCUAGAUCUGGGUUAGGAAAGGCCUGUUACACUUGCUAGAAGCUUUGCUAAAAUUCAUCAGAUGAGGGGAUUUUGCAGGACAACAGGGGAGAACUGGGCAAAAGUUGUGAAGUAGCAGUUCUGUCAUGUGGGCAGCAUUCUGCUUUUUAACCCCAGGCUUAUUCAUUAUUCAGCUCAUGUGUUGGAAGUUCUUAAUUUUGCUGAUGGCCAACAUAUGCGGUAGUAAGGGAAGCUCAACCUAAUUAAGAUGGCUAUACGUAUCGACUGUAAGAACGUGCCAGUGCGGGCUCUGAACCAGUCUCCCUUCAGAACGGGACAAGGUAUCUCUCUCUCGCUUGCACGUUGUACCUUUCACCAGAUCUGCCUUUUAUUUAGAAUUGCCCAGAGACUGCCGGAGUGAUUGUAAUUCUGCUUUCAGGUGAAGACAGCCUGUAACCCUGCUGAGUGAUUCAUAAACCUAUCAACAAACGGUGUUAACCCAUUUUAUUUCCUGAUUGUAGUGUCUGAAAUUGUUCACCCGUUUUCUAUGUACAGUAAGGCAGCAUGCUAAAAUGCUUUUGUUCGGUUCUGUGCAUCUGUAAACAGCAGCGUGCUCUCUGGUGGCACCUUGUAUGAAAAUAAAGACUU
Neomonachus schauinslandi (Hawaiian monk seal) is the source of this 1834-nucleotide messenger RNA. RefSeq names its product glycogenin 1 (gene GYG1). Lineage: Eukaryota; Metazoa; Chordata; Mammalia; Carnivora; Phocidae. The transcript is spliced from 8 exons. Gene Ontology annotation, cellular component: cytoplasm. Gene Ontology annotation, molecular function: glycosyltransferase activity. The coding region runs from base 93 to 1145 and encodes 350 amino acids. The record is from RefSeq and is a predicted model, not a curated record.